Anarrhichthys ocellatus (wolf-eel) is the source of this 688-nucleotide messenger RNA. RefSeq names its product lectin, galactoside-binding, soluble, 2b (gene lgals2b). The transcript is spliced from 4 exons. The coding region runs from base 27 to 422 and encodes 131 amino acids. Gene Ontology annotation, molecular function: laminin binding; carbohydrate binding; galactoside binding. NCBI's taxonomy places the organism in Eukaryota, Metazoa, Chordata, Actinopteri, Perciformes, Anarhichadidae. The record is from RefSeq and is a predicted model, not a curated record.
GGUACAACCCACUGAAGACAGCCAAGAUGAAAAUCAAAGACAUGACAUUCAAGGAGGGGCAAGAGUUCAAGAUCCGCAUCAAGCCCAAGGACGACUGCAGUUACUUUUCCAUCAACAUCGGCCACGACUCUGACAACAUCGCGCUGCACUUCAACCCACGCUUCGACAGCAAUGGUGACACCAACGUCAUCGUCUUCAACUCCUUGUCCGGGGGAAGCUGGGGAGACGAGCAACGCGAGGGAAACUUCCCCUUCGUGCGUGGGGAGGAAUGCAAGUUUUACAUCAACUUCAACAACGAGCAGUUUUACCUCAAGCUUCCUGAUGGCUCCAUGCUGAACUUCCCCAACCGACUGGGAGACGUCAAGUACAAGCACUUUGAUGUCAGCGGCGACGCGAGGAUCAUCGGCAUCAAGAUCAAGUAGAACUUCUUGACUCUUGACCUGUCCACCGUGUGUGUGUGUUGCUCUAAUAGUCUGUUGUACAUUACUGAACCCAGGCCUUGUAAUUCAUCCUUUCUCCAGCUGAGGCGUGUGGUAAGAAUAACACUUGAGAUGUACACCAACAAGGAGUGCUGAUGCUGUAAUGAGAUGAAAUGACCUAAAGAGGGAGCCACAGCACAUCUUACCUCACUGUGUCUGCUCGAGGUCUCAUCCGUUACUGGGUUUGUUAAUAAAUACUGAGACGAAAA